Messenger RNA from Oncorhynchus kisutch (coho salmon), 6669 nucleotides. RefSeq names its product ATP-sensitive inward rectifier potassium channel 12-like. The record is from RefSeq and is a predicted model, not a curated record. Lineage: Eukaryota; Metazoa; Chordata; Actinopteri; Salmoniformes; Salmonidae. The transcript is spliced from 2 exons. Gene Ontology annotation, cellular component: plasma membrane. Gene Ontology annotation, molecular function: inward rectifier potassium channel activity. Bases 829 to 2130 code for a protein of 433 amino acids. Gene Ontology annotation, biological process: potassium ion import across plasma membrane; regulation of monoatomic ion transmembrane transport.
UGGAUCAGAUAGCAGAGAUAGAGAGAAAGAGCGAGAGACAGAGAAAGAAGAGAGGGUGACUGUGUGGAUUGGACAAGGUUGGGGGAAACAUUGAUUUAAACAAGUGGACCUCCAGAGAGAGAGAGAGAUCCCCAAAGAUCAUUCAGACCGGAAUAUCAUGCUUCUUUUCCCAGAAAAUUGUUAUCUAGAAAUGUUACCUUUGGUCAUUUGCGAAGGGCUACUUUCCUUCCCAAUUUUCCCAUCUAUCUAUUUCUGAAAACGAGAGCACCUAUCGAGUGCGUCUUGCUGGAACAGGUGUUGUGUUGUGCAGCGGUACGGUCCCUGUCCUGUCACUGCGUUGUGUUGUGCAGACACUUUUUCUGAACGGAGAAAGAGACUAUUGACGACCAGGACCAAUCGAGAUGAAGAAGCUCAGCGGGUUUUUCCGGUUCUGUCUCACUCGGAUGGAGUGGUUCUAUCCAUAAAGGAUCUGAAGAGAAUUAGCCAGAACCCAGCAGAAAACAUGCUACAGUUUGGCUAAAGAACCUUUGCGAGCAGAAGGGGAACUGGAAAACCUCUGUGGAAAUCUCUGUACCUCUGUUCUAGAACAGUUGGAGAAAGGGAACUUUAACUUGAACAAAUAGGGAUCAUCACAUCACAAGGUCAGGAAGGGUGUGUCUAGGACCCAUUUGGCCACUUGGACAGAGAUCUGUUUUGGCAUCAGGGGGGAACCGCCUGUGCCCAUUUCCUGUAAUCCCCAGUGCUGUUUCCUGUGGCUUGCCUACCACUCUGACUGUUGAGUUGGAGCAGCGACUCUCUGGUGCCCCACUGGCUGAGCCUGGCUCGGUCAUGAGUGUGGUCGGGGCGCACCGCUACAGCAUUGUGUCCUCGGAGGAAGAAGGCCUGCGUCUCGGUGCCAUGCCUUCCGUCACAAUGGGCAACGGCUUCGGUAACGGCAAGAUCCACACGACGCGCCGCAAGUGCCGCAGCCGCUUCGUGAACAAGAACGGCCAGUGCAAUGUGCACUUCUCGCACAUGGACGAGAAGUCGCAGCGCUACAUGUCGGACAUCUUCACCACGUGCGUGGACAUCCGCUGGCGCUGGAUGUUCCUGAUGUUCACACUGGUGUUCGUGGUGUCCUGGCUGGCAUUCGGCCUGGCCUUCUGGGUCAUCGCUUUGCUUCAUGGAGAUAUGGACAACCCGGGUGGUGGAGACGAUAACUUCACCCCCUGCGUCCUGCAGGUCAACAGCUUCGUGGCCGCCUUCCUGUUCUCCGUGGAGACACAGACCACCAUUGGUUAUGGCUUCCGCUGCGUGACGGAGGAGUGCCCCUCAGCCGUCUUCAUGGUGGUCUUCCAGUCCAUUUUCGGCUGCAUCAUCGACUCCUUCAUGAUCGGUGCCAUCUUAGCCAAGAUGGCGAGGCCUAAGAAGCGUGCAGAGACGCUGCUGUUCAGCAACAAUGCAGUGAUCGCCAUGCGGGAUGGGAAGCUGAGCCUUAUGUGGAGGGUGGGCAACCUGAGGAAGAGCCACAUGGUGGAGGCCCAUGUCCGGGCCCAGCUCAUCAAGCCCCGCAUCACAGAGGAGGGUGAGUACAUCCCCCUGGACCAGAUCGACAUCAACGUAGGGUAUGACACGGGCAUCGACCGCAUCUUCCUGGUCUCCCCGCUCACCAUUGUGCACGAGAUCGAUGAGGAGAGCCCCCUGUUCGGCAUCAGCAAGCUGGACCUGGAGUUGUCCGACUUUGAGAUAGUGGUGAUACUUGAAGGGAUGGUGGAAGCCACAGCCAUGACAGCGCAAGCUCGCAGCUCCUACCUGUCCUCAGAGAUUCUGUGGGGUCACCGCUUCGAGCCUGUCGUCUUCGAGGAGAAGAGCCAGUACAAAGUGGAUUACGCUCACUUCCACAAAACCUUUGAGGUGCCGUCCACCCCCCAGUGCAGUGCCAAGGACAUGGCGGAGAUGGAGGAUGAGGACAAGGAUCCUACGCCCACAGCCAACUCUUUCUGCUAUGAGAAUGAGCUGGCUUUCAUCAGCCAGGACGAGGAAGAUGAUGAGGAGGGGCAGGAGGAUGGGGACAGGGUGCCAGAGCUGGAGAGACUGCAGGCCACCGUCAGCCUAGACCAGAGGUCAUAUCGUAGAGAAUCGGAGAUAUGACCUUUGACAUUUCAAAAUAGUUUUCUUGUAACUCAGUUCUAGCGGGUUGUUUUCCAUGUGAAUACAUGCAGAGCAAUGCAAGUGCCAUAUGAAACCCAUGACUUAUCGCACGCUACAGCCAUGAGGAAGGAGGAAAUCACUCUAGAAACAGCCAUGAGUGGAGACAGCAGUGCUGCUUACUCAUAGCAUGGAAUAACAGGAACAGUCAUCAAAAGACCCCUCUCUCUUUAAGAAAACUUUAAACCUUUUGGUCAUGAGAUGGUUUGAGGUAGGAGCUUUAUAUAAUGCAAUAUUCAUUGUCUAUUAGGAAAUAAUAUCUUAGCUAUAAAAAAAAUAUAUAUUGAUUUCUUAGUUGAGUGUGUGAAGUAUUUUCAACAGAUCAAGAGGGUAUUUUGAGGGAUUCUUAUAACUGCCCUAUAUUGUAGUUUACAGAGUCAAAGACACAGAGUGUGCUGGAAAUAGAAACACUGGAUACCUACUGCUGUUUAGUUAAACAUUUUCUAUAUGCACACCUGUAGUUUUAAAGGUGCUUUCCAUAAAUAUUGCCUGCUGCUAAUUAGCUAUUUGAAGUAAAUAUGAAAUAUAAACUUAAAAUUGGAAGAAUACAGUGAUAAAAUGCAUAAGUGCAUAAAUUUGUGUUGUGUAUUUUGCAUUUCUAUACAAUUUGAAUCCCUUAGAAAGUGAACAAUUGAUAGCAUGAAAUUAGAUUUUUGUUAUAUUACUGGGAACCUGUAUAGAAAACAAUUAGUGGGCACAAUUCACUAUCAAGUGAACAAAACACUAUGUUUUGCUGUCUAACUCACUCUCUAGCAAUUGCACCCCACCACUUUAUUUGUUUUGAACAGGGAAUCUGAUUGAUUUAGACAGCUCCAGUUAUUGCACACAGCUGAACGGCUGACCAGGCAGCAACAUUGAUAAAGCACAGUUACAGGUUGGCUCGUACCGAAAUCUAGCACAAAUAGAACAAAGCACUGCAUUAAGGGGCUACACUCGGCUACACUUGAAAAUCAAACAAAUUAACCCAUUAGCCACCGCACAGAAGCAAAAGAUUGGCUAACAAAAGAGCAGUAGCCUUAACUGUAUAUUAGGCUACAUUUCAGCUGAUAAUACUAAAAUGGGAGUUGGCUGGGUGACUGAAGUUAAAGACCAGAUAAUAUAGAACUGUAGAAUUGACCUACUGACAGUCUUACCAAAAACCUUAAAACAGAGGAAAUAAGUGACAAGUGGGAAUAAAAGAGGGACAAAGAAAGAAGAGGAGAGAUUAAAGUUGGUAGGUAAAGUCAAUCAAUCAUCACGUAGGUAAAGUCUGGUAUGGUACUAAAAAUGGGUAUAUAAUUUGCACUGUUACAUCUCCUUCCAGUCAUCACAUUGGCUGAGGAGACAUCAAUCAAGACAUGGGUCAUGUUCAUUGGGUACCAAAAGGGAGAAAAAAACAUAUGCAAUAGUAAACAAAAAAAAUGGUUUACUAUUGCAUAUGUUUUUAAACGUUGUGUGUCCUAAUGAACACGGCCAUGAGGUUGCUUAAAGAGGAGAUACCAUUGGACAUCCCUAAACAGACCCAAAGGAGGAAAUAGUGAGAAAUAGAAUAAUGGAGAGAGACAAAAGAGGAUUACAUUAGCAACCUGUUCUCCCACAAGGGCUCUUUGCAGACAGGCAGCACUUGGAGAAAUGAACAUGUCUAAUUACAGUACGGGGGAAUAUGUAACAUAAUUUAAAUAAAUUAAAUGUAUUGUAGAAAUAGAUUACUGCCUGCAAAACUUGUCACCACGAAUGAGAAAAACUCUGGGUGGGAAAUAGUGCCAAAUGGUACCUAUUCCCUAUAUAGUGCACUACUUUUGACCAGAGCCCUAUAGGUGUGUAGGGAAUAGGAUGCCAUUUGUGACGCAGCCCUAGCUCUUUCUGCGUUUCAUAUCUGAACUAUGCACCUUAGAUAUAGUUUUGAGAAAAGAAGAGUGAAAACUAAUAACAACACGAAAACAAUACUAUAGAGUAAAGACACAGGUCAUUAAUUUAGGUUCAACACAACAGUAAGUGUACACCUGACAGAUUUGGACAUAUGUCAGUAAUAUGGUAGUAGACCAGACCCUCUCUUAGGUUAGGUUACUACUGUUUAACUUACACCAAUUUAUGCUACUCCAGUUUUGAACGGGAAUCAAGAAGUGUACGGUGGUAGGGACUAGUACUACAGUGGUUUAUGUUACUUUAAAACUGGGUUGUACAGUCCUGCUAUCCAGAAUAUGCCUUGUCUAUCAAGGUCCAUUCAGAUAAGCUUUAUUCUCAAGGUGAAGCUUGCUGUUGGCUUUUGUGGGCGUGUAUCAGAACCUCUCAUGCUGUAUCCAAUCCAAUCAACUGACUCUUAUUACUCAAACCCUUGGCGAUAGACAGAAGACAGGCCCAGAAUAGACCUCCUGAUGCUUCUUUUCUUUCAACACUUUCAAGCAACACAAAACUUUGGCUUCAAGCCCUAACUACCCUUCGGGACUCUUCCUCCCAAAUGAAACCUAAACCAAAGUUGUGUACUGGACUGUGUAGUCAGAGCCAGAUAAAGCUGGUUUUAGUGCAUGAGCUUGAGCAACACUCGUCCAUGUACUGUAUGUGUCAGGUUGCGAUAUCCAAAAUGGCACUCUAUUCCUUAUAUAGUGUACUAUGGUGCUCUUGCUCUGGUAGAGCAAAGUAAAAUAGAGUACUACAGUACAUAGGGAAUAAAGCGCCAUUAAGGGUGCACCCUCAGUCCUCCCUACAAACCCAACAGAGCCCCAGGACACUGUAUGGAGGAUCCACAGACUGGUCAAACAGAUUACUGUUUUCUAGUAUAUUUUUGUAGAAUACCAGAAUUCCUUGUCCCUCCUACUGCACAAAGUAACUCACUAUAUAGCCCUAUAUGACCUAUAAUAGUUUUUGUGGCAAUCUUUCAUAGACUAGACAUUAGGGACAUAGAAAUGUAUUGUAUAGAAUGGCCAUCCCUUUUUGAAAAGCAAUGUUGGAUGGAUGUCAGUCAGAUGGCUAAUGAACUUGGAGGAGUAGUGGUCUGUUAACCAUCUGAUCUGUUAAAUUGUGCGGCUAUAUCGUUUUGUUCAUAAUAAUUCAUGUGGAAUGGAGAGAACAUUAUCAAUACUUUGUCAUUCUUUGACAGCUCCCACAGUCUCACGAAUUAGACCAUUCAUCCAUGUCUCUCAAACGUCCAAUUUCUAAGUUCUUCCAAAUGUCAAAUUGUGUACUUAGACAUUUUGCAGAGUUAAAAUCUCAAAAACAACUUUCUUUCACUGAAUUUGAACAUGCAAACUUUGACAGCAGAGACAGAUGCCUAUGCCUAUGCCUACCCACCAUCCAUGUCUAAGCAAAACCAAAACCUACUUGAAGGUAACAGCGCUCCCUGUUGCACCUAGUGGCCAGUUUUCACGUGAUAUCAGAUAUUGAUAUAUGUCGACUACUGACUGGUGUCACGGGUGAACUGGCUGGUAAUUCUACAGCAUCACAUUAUUUUGCUUUCUGGGAAGGUUAAUGAAACACAUGGCAAGGAAGAUCGGUUGCAUCCAAAUGGCACGAUAUUUCUUUAAUAAAGCACAACUUUGGGCCCUGGUCAAAAGUAGUGCACUUUGAAAGGAAACGUGCUGCUACUACUGUACAAGGUGUCGUCUCUGUAACAAUGAUGGCAAUGGGCUAUCAUAGAGAUGCAAAACCAUUAUCAACAUCUGCUUUAUCCACAGUACCAUAGGGUAGUGGAUAACCAUUGAUGUUUAAUGUAACGAAUUAACACUUUUGACACCAAAUUCCCUAUAUAGUGCACUACCUAUGCCCUGGUCAAAAGUAUUUCACUAUGUAAGGAAUAGGGUGCCAUUUGGGACUUAGACUUAGUUUUCCAUGACACUUAAUAAUACUCCCAUAUGGGUCCGUAGAUAGGACAGUCUGUCUAUGUGCAGUGGAAACUUACUUGCUCACUAUUUUCAUAAAUCAACACUAUUCUAUUUUUAUAUCAAUUUUGAUGAGCAGUUUUUUUUUCUUAAUAUCUCUGAAUGUGCUUGGAGUACGAGGAAAGGGGUUGAGUUAGCUUGAUACUUGAGCACAAACUGAAACUGCAAACCUGGAGAUGAGGAGAGGGAUUUGGGGGGGAGAUACAAACUGAAACUGCAUUCAAACUGAGCUUUUAGCACGUCAUAACUACUGAUCUAUAAUCUUAAAUCUAGAAUUAACAUACCAAUAACAUAAGCCAUCAGAUGAUACCAACCAGAGUUGUGGAGAUAUAAGAGAUGUCCGAGCUGCUCACUAAGUCUCUGAUUAAAACUAAUUGCUAUUUAUCUUCAGAAAGGAGAAGGGAUGGAUUCUGUAACUGACUCGACUGGAUGGACUGGUUGAACUUUGACCUCUAUCGGACGUCUUCCACUGUCUGAACGAGCCCGAGAUGCUGAUUUACACUGACUGGGUUGUUGUUGAUAUAUUUUUCUCCUACCUUUUGGUUUAUUUCAAUGAAAAAUGAACAAUUUAUUUCGGCUGAAAAUGUUAAUAAAUCAUAAAAAAAAUAUAUAUAAUUACAAAAUGUAA